This is a messenger RNA of Carassius carassius (crucian carp), 2094 nucleotides long. Its product is annotated as pyroglutamylated RF-amide peptide receptor. Gene Ontology annotation, biological process: G protein-coupled receptor signaling pathway. Gene Ontology annotation, molecular function: peptide binding; neuropeptide Y receptor activity. NCBI's taxonomy places the organism in Eukaryota, Metazoa, Chordata, Actinopteri, Cypriniformes, Cyprinidae. The transcript is spliced from 7 exons. The record is from RefSeq and is a predicted model, not a curated record. Gene Ontology annotation, cellular component: membrane. Bases 664 to 2028 code for a protein of 454 amino acids.
GUUGGACUGUAUUGUUCGACUUUUGCUGUCCUGCAAGAGGAAAGCAUGACCGACUCAUUCCAGCAUAUUGCAAGAUUACAAGGUGAAGAAUGACUGAACUCAAUCCAGAAUGGAGAAAGCAAUACAAUUACGGACACCUGGACAGUGAAGAUAUCUAAGGAUUGUGCCAAAAAUGAGUCAUGCGACGAUGUGAUAUCAGGCAUUAUCAAAAAGGAGCUGGAACAGCUAAAGGACAUUCUACUGACAUACUGAGAGUGGACAGUGGGGCGUCGUUAUAAUGCUGGUGUCACACAAUUUUUGACUAAAGAGGUUUUUGUCAAGCUGAGUAGCAGCCUGUUAAUAAACACUGCAGACUAUCUCAAGUGACUCAAAACCAAUGCUUACAAAGCAUCUUCUUAAUAGGAAUGAGAUAAAGGCAUGAAUGUUUUCAUCAAAAACAAAGAACAACUAUGAAAAAUGCCAGUAAGCCAUAAUUUACAAAGAGAGACAGACAGACCAAUACAGCGCACAUAAGCAUUCAUUAAUGCAAAAUCAAAGAAAUUGUGAAGAUCAGACUCCACAUAUUGUUAAAACAAGUUGCUAGACCACAAUCGCUUUUAAAACCAAAUCGUCAAGCAUAUACAGGUGUACCUCAAACAGAUAAAACCUUUGAGAACGAUAAGUAUGAACCUGACCGCCCAUCUUCUGGACCUCAUGCUGAAGGCUUCCAACCUCUCUCGCUGGCAGUUCAUCCAGGAAUUCUCCAUUCCUCCUCUGGUGGCUGUGCCCAGACUCCCCAGCACCCUGCUUCCAGUUUUUGGUCUGCUCUACGUGCUCAUCUUUGGGCUUGCGGUGGUGGGAAAUGGGGCGUUGCUGGUUCUCUUAUGUCGCAGGAAAGCUCUGCAGUCUCCCAGCACCUUCUUCAUUUGUUCAUUGGCACUCAGUGACCUCCUGAUAUCCAUAGUGUGUGUUCCUGCCACACUGCUGCAGCACUUCUACACCAACUGGUUGGCAGGUGAUUUCUUGUGCAAGUUAAUACCAUUCCUACAAGUGACAGCCAUAGCGACCAGCAUGCUCACCAUGACUUGUAUUGCUGUAGAGCGUUUCCAGGGAAUCCUUUAUCCUCUGCAUGUCAGAAACAGCUACUUUCUUUGCCAUGCCUUCAAGAUGCUGGUGGUCGUGUGGUUGGUUGCCCUGGCAAUAGCUGCUCCCAUGUGGUUUGUUCAGAAAGUGGAGGUGAAAUAUGACUUUCUGUUUGAUGUCCACCACACCUGUUGUUUGGAAGUAUGGCCAAGCCAGCUCCAGAGGAGAGCCUACACUAGCUGUUUGUCGGUCCUGGUGUUUCUGGCCCCCUUGAUGACCAUGGCCAUCCUCUACUGGAAGAUCAUGAGGGAGCUCUGGGGCAAGCACAAAGUACACAACGUCAUGUUUCAAACACUCCCAGGAUCUGAAAUUAACAAGAUUACCAGGAGGAAGAAGCGUGCGGUAAGAAUGAUGGCCACCGUGGUGCUGCUCUUUGCCGCCUGCUGGGCACCUUUCCAUCUGGUCUCCCUCCUGCUUGACUAUGGUCGACUGGACGUUGACCUUGACUCUGAGUUUCUCCUAGUAAGUGUGGUUCAGAUCCUGGGAUUCAGCAACUCUGUGUGUAACCCGCUGGUUUAUGCUGCCCUCAACACCACCUUCAAAAGGGACCUGCUGGCUCUGCUCACUCGAGGAUGCUCUGGUGCAAGAGGUUGCUGCUGUAGCUCAUGCUCCUGUUGGUCCUGGAGGAGUCACAAAAGAGUGGGCAUCUCAGCAGUGGAAUCAGUGGAACUCAGACGGGGCCUGGAGACAAAAUGCAGACAGGGAGGGAACAGAUCGUGGAGCAAACCAGCAUGGGAGGGUGAACCAGAGAGGCCUACAUCUAACACGUUUCCCCCCAUGAACCUUCUAAGCGCCAUCAGACCCCAAAAGACCUCCAGUACCAUGAUACUAAGUGUUAUUGACCCUCCACACACAGACAGCACAUCUGGGUCUGACCGGCCUCUCACAUGCAUACUGAGCGAGUGAAUGUCAGCAGAAUGAGAUUGUAAUGAUUCCUGAAACUUGUCUUAGAAGACUAGAAUCCUUCAGGAG